CAAAAAUUUGUCAACGAAUCAUUCAAAAUGUCAGUAAUCGUCAGACGUUCUAAUGGAAUUUCUUAUAUCCGAAAUAUUAGGACCUUUCUUUCCUUCAGAUGGGGCAAGAAGAAACAAAUGGAAAGGUGCAAAAAUGAAACCUGUGGAAAACAGUUGAAACCUUUGUUUUACGAAAUGUUUGGAAAAGAUGCAGACAUGCCACCUGAAUUGAAAAAAAUUUGCGAUCUGAGAAAAGAGGGUAUUGUACAGCAGCCUCUACCAAGAGUCGAUCACAUACCUGGAAUCAAGUACAAAACAUGUGGCUCAGCAAUUUUGCUUCAAGAAGACAGAAAUCUACCAGAUCCUGACAUUCCGGUCUACAACAAAGAGUUGAACAGAUUAGAACGAAUUGAAACACAUCCAACCCUGAAGAUGAAUGUAGGCGACCCGGUACCCCAUUUCAUUUCAGUGGAACAGAGGAUGAUCGACUGGAGCGAUAGAAGACUUCAUCCUCUUCAUUUGAAGAUGCGGAGUAUACCAAAAAGAAAAGUUAUUUAUUGCGAGAAAUCUAAACCAUAUACUACUGACGAUAUGCCAGUGUCACCCAAGCAGGUUCAUAUAGAUCGUAAUCUAUUGGAGAAAAAGAAUAUUUUGGUAGACCUAAAAAGAAUAGAACCUCCUAAAGAGGUAAUACAAUAUGGUUUAGAACAAAAACUGAAGCACCUGGCCGAGCUUCAGAAACUUUCGAUGAAAAACGCAGUUCCAGUUCCACUGAAGUGCCCAAAACACGGUAUUAUAGACGAGCACUCUCCGCUUGCAAUAAAUAUUUGCAAGUCAAUGAAAAUAGGCUGAAAAAGGUUGUUCAUAAAUCUCAAUAAAUCAGUAUUAUUUA
Harmonia axyridis is the source of this 871-nucleotide messenger RNA. RefSeq lists its product as uncharacterized. The transcript has 3 exons. Lineage: Eukaryota; Metazoa; Arthropoda; Insecta; Coleoptera; Coccinellidae. The record is from RefSeq and is a predicted model, not a curated record. Bases 28 to 831 code for a protein of 267 amino acids.